CCAAGAUCAAGCUAAAUAAAUAACCUGCAGGAAUCCGACCGGUCUUAAAGGAGACAGCAACUAGUUCUCACUCAAUACAAAAAGGCUACCAGUAGGAUGUCUACCCCUAUCCAGGAGGAUGAGGACUUGCCCGCCAAUCACACAGGUCCAAAAGGUGUCAUUAAUGACUGGAGAAGGUUUAAAUUGGACAGCGUGGAUCAGACUGUCCCCCAAAAUAAGAGAGAGCUGCUAAGACAAAUGUCCAGUCCUCGAGAUGAUGACAAGGAAAGAGGCAACAGAAAGAUGAGCGCCCAGGAGUACGAACUGAUCCAAGAGGAGGACGAGCGUUGCCUGAAACGCUACAGAAAACAGUGUAUGCAGGAAAUGCAUGAGCGCUUGAGCUUUGGCCCCAAGUUUGAAGCAGUCUACGAGCUGGAGAGUGGAGAAGCCUUCCUGGAAGUCAUAGAGAAGGAACAUCGGUUAACCCUCGUGGUAGUCCACAUCUACGAGCAAGGUGUCAAAGGCUGUGAACAGAUGAACUCGUGUCUGGACUGUCUGGCUUUGGAGUAUUCCAGUGUUAAAUUCUGUCGUAUUGAUGCUGUGGCAACAGGUGCUGCUGAGCGCUUCUCCUCUGAGGUUCUUCCUGCCCUGCUGGUGUACAAGGCCGGUGAGUUACUGGGUAAUUUCCUGGCUGUUACCAAGCACUUCAAUGAAGAGUUCUUUGCGACGGAUGUGGAGGCGUUUCUCAAUGAAUACAGCCUCUUACCUGAGAAGGACUUCACGGCAUGUGCUGAUGAGGAGGAAGAGGGAGUGGAUGUGGAAUAGGAGAAGGGAAGAGAAAAGAAGGCACUGUAGUAGAAAGAGGAAACGGGAAGAGGGGAUACAACAGGAAAGGAGCAAAGGAAAGCAGAGCUGAAGAAAGGAAUUGGGGGAAGAAGUGAAAGAAAUCAUAUAUAUAUAUACAUUAUGUAUUGCACGUACAGACAUAUAGUAAACAUCCAUUGGUACACACUGAAUGUGGAUGGUUUCUAGAAGCAGUUAGGUGUAAAUCACAUGGUGAUUUGAACAUAUGUGCUGAAACACUGCUUGACAUUCAUAUCAUAGCUCUCCCAUUAAA
Toxotes jaculatrix (banded archerfish) is the source of this 1096-nucleotide messenger RNA. RefSeq names its product phosducin a (gene pdca). The coding region runs from base 97 to 804 and encodes 235 amino acids. The record is from RefSeq and is a predicted model, not a curated record. Gene Ontology annotation, biological process: regulation of G protein-coupled receptor signaling pathway. The transcript is spliced from 6 exons. NCBI's taxonomy places the organism in Eukaryota, Metazoa, Chordata, Actinopteri, Toxotidae.